This is a messenger RNA of Aphanomyces astaci, 1248 nucleotides long. RefSeq lists its product as hypothetical. The transcript has 2 exons. The record is from RefSeq and is a predicted model, not a curated record. Bases 8 to 1135 code for a protein of 375 amino acids. Gene Ontology annotation, molecular function: 6-phosphogluconolactonase activity; protein binding. NCBI's taxonomy places the organism in Eukaryota, Oomycota, Saprolegniomycetes, Saprolegniales, Verrucalvaceae.
CAAAGGCAUGCCGACGGAAGGCACGAGUACCCGCCUCUUGGUAGGCACGUACACACGCAAGGAAGACCAUGUGGAUGGACAAGGCAAGGGGAUCUACACCGUAUCCAUCGAUCACGCAUCAGGGAAACUGACGUUGAUCCAUGUCAAUGACAACACGGGAAUCAACCCAUCGUUUGUCGUCGUCAAAGCCAACGCCGUGUAUGCCGUCAACGAACACUCCGACACGCUCAAAGACACUUUCCCCAAUGGUUCCGGCUUGGUUGCGUCGUUUAGUCUGGAUAACCUUGGCAGGCUCACGCGUACGUCCGAGCAUCCAUCCCGAGGGGGGUUUCCGUGCCAUGUGUCCAUCGACCCCACCAAUUCGUUUGUCGCCGUGGCCAACUACGGCGGCGGAAACGUCACCGUGUUUCCCAUCGAUGCUCAUGAUGGUAAACUCCAUGACCACUCGGGCUUUGCGCAGAUGACUGGGGCCAGUUUGGCGAACCCCCAACGCCAGGACGGCCCACACUGCCACAGCACGACGUGGUUGUCCCGCAGCACCCUGGCUGUCCUCGACUUGGGCACCGAUACCAUCUCACACCACUUGGUGCAUGCGAAUGGGGCGCUGGCCAUCCAUCCCGACGCUCCAGUUGUGGCGCUUCCGCCUGGGUCUGGUCCCCGCCAUUUGACCUUGCAUCCAACGUUACCACUGGCCUACGUUGUACACGAACUCUCGAACAACCUCUCUGUCCAUUCCAUCGACGCCGCCGUCCUAUCGCCAAACCCCGUCCAAGUCGUGUCACUAUUGCCCCAUCCUUCAACCUCCCAAGACCAUGCAACGGUCGACGGUAGCAUCGCGGCGGAAGUUCGUGUGUCCAAAUGCGGUCACUUUAUCGUGGCGUCCAUUCGGGGCAUCGACCAACUCGCCGUCUUCCGCAUCACGUACCCCUCGGGGUUGCUGGCGGCGCCGCAGUUUGUGUCGACGCAGGGCAGCGUGCCACGUCAUUUCACACUCGUGGGAGACGAUCUUGUGGUCGUGGCCAAUCAAAACUCGCACUCGAUCGUGUCCUUCCAGCUGUCCCCUGCCGACGGACUCGUGCCCACCGGCCACGCGCUGCACAUUCCGUCGCCGUCGUGUGUGGCCGUCGUGUUGUAGUUGUGUACUAGUAGUAGCUAGUAAUACUAAAUCUCGACCACAAACAAGGACAUUGCCAUGAGGCGUCCGCGGGUUCCGUCCGUGACCCGGUUGCCUAGGACAUUCAAUCGAAG